Molecule: messenger RNA, 2185 nt
Organism: Gaeumannomyces tritici R3-111a-1
Lineage: Eukaryota; Fungi; Ascomycota; Sordariomycetes; Magnaporthales; Magnaporthaceae
Exons: 1
Coding region: 565-1860 (431 amino acids)
Biological process (GO): maturation of SSU-rRNA from tricistronic rRNA transcript (SSU-rRNA, 5.8S rRNA, LSU-rRNA)
Cellular component (GO): nucleolus
Source: RefSeq, a predicted model, not a curated record
UUCCGACCAGAGAUGGGACGAAGGCGGAGGCUUGUGACAUGCCAGGUGAUCGGGGCGCGUGUCAUUGGUAAGGUAUAAGUAUUGUCAAGAAAGUAUGGAAGAUAUUUCAAUGGCAGAGAUUAGAGCUUUGGGUUACACUGAUCAAUAGCCGGUAGUGUCUUUUCAUUUGGGCACACCUGGACAGAACAGCCAAAUUUUAUCACGUGCGACUGGCGUCUAUUUCACACAGCCCUUCAACCUCCUGCCUGCGCACUGUCCACCCCCUCCCACGUCCGACCGCCGACCUCCGUCCCGCCAUGCCGACUGUCUUUUUUUUGUGGAGCCAACUCCAGGAAAAGGCGGGCAGAAAAAAGUUUCGACGGGGUGCAGCAGGAAAGUAGCUGUCCGCUGCCGCGAUAAAAAUUUCCACCCGGGAAGGCCAAGCAAACCACGGAAUCAGUCCAGACCAAUUGCAAACACUGGAUUCAGAAAGGGCCGUGACUUCCUCUUUUCCUUCUUGCUUUCAAUCACACCUCCUAUCAGCCAACGGCCGUCCAAGUAGGACGCGCCUUCCGACCUCGCACAAUGUCCACCAAGAGGAAAACGCCGACCAAGCUGGCGGCGCCGGCGAUCAAGCAGGGCGCGAAGCCGGCGCUCAAGUCAAGACUGGACCAGUCCAGGACUCUGGUAUCAGCCGGCAAGUCGGUCUCGGACCGAGGCAUUCCUGCGCAUGAAAUAGUGGAAAUACCCAGCGAUUCGAGCAGCGACGACGAUGCCUCAGACGACGAUGGCGAGGAGAAUAAAGCAACGGCAAACCCCAAGACAGCAGCGCCAGCAUCACAAACCCUAGAGACCACCACCGGGAGGCCGCCGAAAUCGAGCGCAAAAUCCAAGCUGCCCAAUGGAGACGCCGCCGCCGAUGCGAAGCGCUCCACCGCGGACGACCCUUCGGCCUCAGACUCGGAGCCCCAGUCCCCGACCUUUGGCGAGCUCGCCCGCAGCCGGAUAGUCGACGUGCAGGCCCAGCUGAACCAGCAGCAGCAGCAGGCGCAGACACCGGGGUCCUCGGUCGCCCUCGCCGCGCCCCAGGCGCUCGCGCCGCCGUCGCUGCAGUCUCUCGGCACGGUGCUGACGCAGGCGCUCCGGUCCGACGACACGGAGCUCCUCGAGUCGUGCCUGCAGACCACGGACCUGAACGUGGUGCGCGCCACGGUCCAGCGCCUCGACAGCUCGCUCGCCGAGGCGCUGCUCACGCGCCUCGCGUCGAGGCUGCACCGGCGCCCCGGCCGCGCCUCGACCCUGCUCGGCUGGAUCCAGUGGACCCUCAUCGCGCACGGCGGCGCCCUGGCCGCCCAGCCCGACCUGCAGCGCAAGCUCGGCGAGCUCAACCGCGUGCUCGAGGAGCGCGCCAGGGGGCUCAACAGCCUGCUCGUCCUCAAGGGCAAGCUGGACAUGCUGGAGGCGCAGAUGCAGCUGCGCCGGAGCGCCGGUGCCGGCCGACAUGGUGCCGGCGCACCCAACGGCGCCGCCGGGUAUCUUGGUUUCGGCGACGAGGACGAGGCCGACGCUGAGGACGAUAGGAACGUGGUCUACGUGGAGGGGCAGGAGGACGCGACUAAGGGCGGCGUCGAGGGCUUCGGUGCCGACGACCAGUUCGACAUCUCUGCCAUCAACGGGGUUGACUCGGAUUCGGACGACGACGAGGACGACGAAGACGACGCGGACGACUACCAGCGGGGAGAUGCCGUCGAGGAGUCGCUGGACGAUGAUGAGGUGGACUUUGACGACGUGGACGAAUCGGGCGAUGACGAGAGCGAGGUCGAGGCCGCACCGCCAGCCAAGGUGCAGAAGACAUCAGACAAACUUCCAAAAAGGCGAUAGACGAAGAGUGUAGCACUAGACGCGCAUGAAUAGAAGCCUCGGCUUCGUGUUGUAUUUUGAAGCAUCGUGUUGUUGAUGCUUGUUAUGCCGACAUGUCACUGGCCAUGUUAUGGGCAGCAGACGCAAGCUAGGUGCUGACUUGUAAAUAGGGUUCGAAGACUUUAGCAGACGAACAUGUCGGGGCUUGAUAGAAGCAGUGUAAAGCGGGAAAUUCUACUUCAUCAGCUGCAUCUCAUUUUUAGGUUUCCCGUCUGCUCACCGGGUCUGCCCUUUGGUCACACUAUCCAGCUCCCAUCUAAUGUCGCCUGGAUGCAACCGGCAGCCA